This is a messenger RNA of Miniopterus natalensis, 7011 nucleotides long. The record is from RefSeq and is a predicted model, not a curated record. NCBI's taxonomy places the organism in Eukaryota, Metazoa, Chordata, Mammalia, Chiroptera, Miniopteridae.
GGUAGAGGAUGACUGCCAGUGGGGGAGGGGGUGGCUGGGUGCUGCUUUGCUGUGCUGGUCACUCCAGCACUGCGGCCUCUGAGAGGGUCUUUGUGCCCAGGGACCCUUGCCUCUGCUGGAUACUGAGGUCCUUUGGGGGGGGUGUCCCUUCUCACUUUUUACAGGGGCCACUCACCUGUCCCCCAUUGCCCUUUUACCCAAGAAGCCCAGGGGGUCUGAGUAAAGAGUGGCUGGUCUGGGAGAAGGUGGAGGGUCAUUGGGCUCACUGUGACUCUGUAGGGCCCCUCCCACGACAGGGGAAAUUGGAAGGGAGCUACACUGCAAGUCUCAUAGGUGGUGUCAGGCUCCUUUUAGCAAGUCACCACAGUGGUGAUCUGGCAUCAGCUAAAACCAGGAGCCUCUGCCUCUGCCUGCUGACCCCUCCUGUGUGAGACCCUUCUGCCCCAUGAAUGGCUUAAGAGCUUUUAGGGGUUCAUAUGCUGGGUUAGGGGCAGCCUCCUGGACCCUCCUGCCCUCCCCACUGCCCUUUUGAUGUACCAUCUGGGGUGUCACCACCAGGCCUGUUGGGUUCUGCCCAUUUGUUUAUUGGCGGCUUGAGUGGGUGGGUGGGGGGCAGUGGUGAGACCCAGUCCUCCUGUCCUAGUGGAGCCUGGUUGUGCCAGGCUCUGGGAUAUCCCUCUCGGAAGCCUGCCUGAGGCCCUGGCAAUUAGGGUUGGUGGUGAUCUGAAGGGACCCCAGGCUAGGGACAGAGCGCAUUGCAUUCUGGGAUGUUGGCCCUACUUGGGGUCCCAAAGGACAGGGGAAGUCCCCUGCAGAGAGCACAUGGGGACAGUGUGAGAGGCUCUCAUGGCACCCAGACCCUGAUUAGCAGGGCAUUUCCGAUCCUCAGUUUCUCUCAUCCAUAAAAUGGGGACAACCUAGUGUCUCCUUCCCUAACACUUACAUGAUGUGGUGCCUGUUUUGUAUGUGUCUUCACCAUCAUAAACUCACUUCAUCUCUGCCCGAGCACAGUUAGGUGGAUGCAGUUAGGAUACAUUUUGCAUAUGGGGAAACUGAGGUCCAGAGUGGUUGAGGCUUAGGGCUGAGAGCAUGAGUGGAAGGUUAGCUCAGGGCCCGUAUACAGCAAGCAGUCAGUCUGGGCCAGCCAUAGUCUCUGUUAGCCUGAGAGAGAAGAGGGUACCUGGAGCUCUCUGGGCCAGGUGGCACCAGCACCUAGAACCUGGAAUCAGAACCCAGUACCCACCUGGUCUCUGGUGCCUGGCAGCCAGCUGUAGCCAAUCAGAGGCCAGGAAUGCCCUGUCCCUCUGCCCUGUUUAUGAAGCAAUAAUCCACGCUGGUCUUUGGGAGGUGCAGUUGGUGACUGCAUAUUUCUUUGUGGGGCCGCCUUGAGAUCCUUGGGAGUCGAGUGUGGGGUAACUCUGCUUCCCAGCCCACUGGAGGGUGGACAGAGGAAGAGUAGAUGGGGAGAAUGUGCUUCUCCACUUCCGGGGAGGCCUCCAGGUUUGCACCCUGAUGGGAAUGGAUGGGAGGGAUUUUCCUAGAGGCCUUUGCCAUACAACCUCAGUUGGGAGGAUGAGGCUAAGGAGCCCAGUGUGGUUUGAUAGUCUCUCUUGCUACCCUCAGGUUUCUGCAAACACGCGAAUGAGCUGGAUGCCAGCCGCUGCCCCUCUGUGCCUGGCGUGAGAAGGAGGUGCCGCCUGUUGGCAUGCCCCACCAGCCCUCAGCCUGAGCCGAGUGGCCCCACCCUCCGCCACCCUGCACUGCCCCGGCUCCCCCACGGCCCCCACACUGCAGUGCGGCCGGGCCCCCUCCCCGAAGGGGCCGCCCCUGCCACCCACCCCUGGCACCCGGGGCGGCCCAGCCCGCAGGGCCAUGAAGCUGCAGGCUGUGAUGGAGACACUCCUGCAGCGGCAGCAGCGGGCACGCCAGGAGCUGGAGGCCCGGCAGCCACUGCUGCCUGAUCCCCCUGCUGGUCCCCCAGCCCUCUCCAGGGCUGCCUCGGAUGAGGACAGAGACCCCGAGAACACCCGAAUGCAGCAGGCACAGAUGGCUGCACUGGCUGCCAUGCGGGCUGCUGCCGCUGGCCUUGGAUCUGCACCCAGCCCAAGUGGCUCCGAGGACAGGCCCCCCAGCUCGGAGGAUGAGGACACUGCCCAGGAGGGGCAACCAGGCUCACCUGGCCGAGGCAGGGAGGCACCAGGACAUACCAAAGGCGAUGGGCACUUCGAAGAUAUGGGCUCUGAUGAUGACCUGAAGCCAAAAUGGGAAGAGGAGGAAGAGGAGGAGGAAGAGCUGGAGGAAGACAUGGGGGAUGAGGAUGAAGAAGAGGAUGAGGAAGACUACGAGGAUGAGGAGGGGCUUGGGCCCCCAGGCGCUGCUGGUUUGGGCCCUGCAGCCAUGUUCCCCCACAAGGCCCAGUUGCCGCAGGCCUUCCGUGGUGGUGAUGGUGGGCCCCGGGUGCUGGGCGGCCAGGAGCGCCCAGGGGCUGGCCCAGCCCACCCUGGAGGGGCUGCCCACGUGGUACCCCAGCUGCAGCCUCCUGACCACGGGGACUGGACAUAUGAGGAGCAGUUCAAGCAGCUCUACGAACUGGACGGGGACCCCAAGAGGAAGGAGUUCCUGGAUGACUUGUUUAGCUUCAUGCAGAAGCGAGGGACGCCUGUGAACCGGAUCCCCAUCAUGGCCAAGCAGGUGCUUGACCUGUUCAUGCUGUAUGUGCUGGUAACGGAGAAGGGCGGCCUGGUGGAGGUCAUCAAUAAGAAGCUGUGGCGUGAGAUCACCAAGGGCCUCAACCUGCCUACGUCUAUUACCAGUGCUGCCUUCACCCUGCGGACCCAGUACAUGAAGUACCUGUACCCCUACGAGUGUGAGAAACGUGGCCUCAGCAACCCCAAUGAGCUCCAGGCAGCCAUUGACAGCAACCGGCGGGAGGGCCGGCGCCAGAGCUUUGGGAGCUCCCUCUUUGCCUACUCACCAGGUGGUGCCCACAGCAUGCUUUCCUCACCCAAGCUGCCAGUGUCCUCCCUGGGCCUGGCCACCAGCACCAACGGCAGCUCCAUCACCCCAGCCCCCAAGAUCAAGAAAGAGGAGGAUUCAGCCAUCCCCAUCACAGUCCCUGGCCGCCUGCCAGUCUCCCUGGCAGGCCACCCUGUGGUGGCAGCCCAGGCAGUAGCAGUGCAAGCGGCAGCAGCCCAGGCAGCCGUGGCGGCACAGGCAGCUGCCCUGGAGCAGCUUCGGGAGAAGCUGGAGUCUGGGGAGCCUCCGGAAAAGAAGAUGGCCCUGGUGGCGGAUGAGCAGCAACGGCUCAUGCAGCGAGCGCUACAGCAGAACUUCCUUGCUAUGACAGCCCAGCUGCCCAUGAGCAUUCGUAUCAACAGCCAAGCCUCUGAGAGCCGCCAGGACUCAGCUGCAAACUUGACCAGCACCAAUGGCAGCAAUAGUAUUAGCAUGUCAGUGGAGAUUAACGGGAUUAUGUAUACAGGAGUGCUGUUUGCUCAGCCACCAGCCCCCACACCACCCUCAGCUCCCAGCAAAGGCGGUGGUGGCAGCAGCCGGGGAGGAAACAGUGGGACCAGCAGCAGCGUGGGCAGCCAGGCCGGGCCAGCGGGGUUAUCUGCACCCCCUACGUCUUCUACCUCAAAUAAUUCAUUGCCUUAACCCAACCACUCCCCACCUGCCACCCCCCACCCCAGGAGCUGGUCAGACUGGGCAGGGUGUUGAAAGGUGGGCCAAGCAGGGCCAGGGUGGUGGAAGAUACGGGUGGGGAGGGGAGAUAUCCACAAAGGAGCCACAGCUAACACCAAAAAUAGAAGAAAAAUAUAUAUACAUAUAUAUAAAGAAACUUUAAUAAAACAGGGGAAAACCAAGGAACACUUGAAUUACUCAGGUUUCAGACAUUCAGAGAAAUGAAUUGUGAGAAUAGCUAAGGAAAUCAGGAAAGAGAGCGGCAAAUAUUUCCCAGGGCUUUCCUGUAGCCCUGAUGGACUGAUUUGGACUGGUGUCUGGUGUCUGUUUUGGACCAGUUGCAAUGUAAGGCCAGAUCCUGUUUACCUCAUAUAUCCCUGCACUGUGUGUUUUCAUUUUUGUCUGUUUUUUUACUUUUUUUUUUCCUGUUCAUCACCCACUCACCCACUCACCACAUCCAGCUCCUUGUUUUGAAUGAAACCCCUGAGCCAAGAUCAGUUGACUUUUUUUCUUAUUGCUUUUGGGAACUUUUUAUUAUUUUAUUUUUUUAAAAGAAAUAGUGAUAUUCAAGUUCUAUAGGGUUUUUAAGAGGUUUGGGGGGUUUUGUUUUGUAAAUAUUCUAUUUUAUUCUUGGGGGAGGAAUCAAACCUUAGGAAAAGGAUAUAUAUCUCUAUAUAUUUGUGUUCAUUCAGGGAAACUGGACUUAAAAAAAGCAAAAAAGAAAAAAAACUAAUAUCCUUUAAAUUUUUCCCAUGACUGAUUUGGGUUCCUCUCUGCAUUUCCUGUGGUACAGUAGGCACCUGGCAAGCACAGGAUACUGUAUCCCUGGGUUAGAGCCAAAAAAGGUGACAAACUCAGGUGCUGAGGGCUGGGCUGGGGUGGGGGUCCAUGCAGGGGCAGGCUGAGGGGGAACAGGGAACGUGAAUGCUCAAUGCUUUUUCUCACUGUGCCAUGCUGUGCUCUCUGUCAGGGAUCUGGAAGUCUUAACCAGAAACAAGUGCUGGAAAAAGGGCCAGAGUCUGGGAGGGGGUGUGAUGUUAUAGCCCCCAGGCUCCUGUCUCAGGGAUGAAUAUGGCCUGGGGACUCUCUUCCUGAAAGGGUUGCUUUUGAAGACUUAUUGAUAUUUGGGGACUGAGGUGAGCUGGGUUUAGCUCUGAAUGAGGUUUUGGGGCCAUGUCAUCUUGAACACUCUACCCCUUCUCAUCUCCUUCACUUUGUCCCUUGGUUCUCUCUUGGCCCCUUGCAAGGCCACAUCUCCUGCUAUAACUUAAGGAACUAAAUAGAGGCCCAUAAGGAGGCUGCACCAUUUCCUCCAUGACCCCUUACCCCAGGUUAGAAGGCGGGCAUCAGUGGGACAGCUGGAAGGGGAAUCUAUUUCAAUGGCUGGUGAUGGUCUUCACCAUGAGGUAGCACCCUCUGUCCAAAGGCCCAGGCAGGGUUGGGGACUUUCUUGGCCACCCUGCCCUUGCUAGGUCCCUGGGGACCAGGUGGUGCUGGUUGUGAAUGUGCCUCUUACACUUGAGUGCUCUUUCCUUUCACACAUUGAGUUUGCCUGGAAGCUCUAAUUAGGCCCAGGGAGCCUGGCCUAAUGAGGCCAAGAUUGGCAGUACCCCACCUGGUAGCCUCCCAGACCCCAGACCCAGUGAUCCCUUACUCAGGGUCAUCUUGUUGCCUUGGAGACCUUGGAGGGGGGAGCAUCCUAAUUCCCCCCACAUACCCAGUCUGAGUUUGCUUGGGUGUAGUGCUGUGGUGUCUUUGGGGAGAACCCCUUUCUUUGGUCUAUCUCAGGGUUGAGGACACCCUCCAACUCCCAGGAUGGGGGUGGCUGUGGGCAUCUGGGGUUUCCUCUCUGUUUUUCCUUAUGGAAGAUUCUCCUCCCCAAUUCUCACUGCAGCAGCACAAUCACUGUGGGAGGAGGAUCUUUUUGCCCAAGAGCAGUGAACUGGAUGCUCCUCCCCUGACCUGACUCCGUGGAGCCACGUGGGGCCCACAUAGGGGUGUCUGCUGCCUGGUUAUUUCUACCUCAGGUCUGACUCUUGAUGCCAAAAUCCCCGCCCAGCUUGCCCUCCUUGACUGGCUCAGGGCUUCAACAGGUACCAGUGCCUGUCCCCUCCCACCUGCACCUUGGGUGUGUCCACCUGAGAGCCUGCCCCUGGGUGCUUUCUUUGGUCGUGUGUGUGUGUGUGUGUGUGUGUGUGUGUGUGUGUGUCCCUCCCUCUCUCUCCCCCUUCCCCCCCCCCAUGUCUGCAUGUGUCGGGGACCUGGGCAUCAUGUCUUGUGGGUGAUAAUGGCCCCCAGAUCUAACUCAGGGCAUGCCUACUGUUCAGGGUGAUUGUAGGGGGCUGGGGUGGGGUGGGGUGUGGGCAGGGAGACAGCCCUGGGAGAGCAGUGGGCAGGUGGAGGAGUGGAAAAGUGAGAGGGAGCUCCAGGCUGGGGCCCAGCUGUCUGCCUUGAGUCCCCAUUUACCCUCUGCCACUCUCAGCUCAGGGCAACCUGCGGUAGGUGGGGAUUCUGGGAUGCAGCUUAGCACCCCCUUAUGCAAACUGGGUAGGGACAGGGCAGCCAUCUCUGUCAGUGGCUUGCUUGUACACUGUGCAUUCUGGAAUGGAUAGGGCUUAGCUGCACAGAGUGGGCAGGGACCCCCAAACUCAGGGUCAUGAGGGGCUUGGGCUUCCCCUGCUCUAGAGAUGUUUGUUACAGGCUGCUUCUAGAAUCUUCCUUGUGACCCUUAAACUGGCCACACGGCUGUGUAGCUGUUGGGAAAGGGCCAGAGCAGAGGUGUUGGGGCAGCUGAGUUAGUUUUUAAUAGUUGUGCAUUUGUACAGUCACUUUUUUUGCUUUUAUGAUUUUUGCCCACUUCUAUCAUUUUUUUCUUGCCUUUAAUUUUGCUUUUGCAUUGUUUUCUUGGCAAACACAAAUGAAUUCAGUCUUUCAUUCCUGACAUGUGAAAUUUCAGUUUCUCUGGGGUUUGUCCAGUGGCGUGGGGACCACGCCUGAACUCAGGUUAAAGAAAAAAACUUUUUUAAAAGUUAUAACUACUCUACCUCUGGCCGGGCCUCGCCUGUCAGUCACCCUGGCCGGCGGGGCAGCCGGUAAGGAUUUCAGUUCUGCAGAACAUUCAGGUAUUGGGAGGGUGGGGGUGGCAAAAGACCAAAAAAAGGGGGGGAGGUGUGAUUUUGAAAUUUAAAAGAACACUGAAAGUUUACAUUUUAUAACAUUAUUAUGCAGAUUGUAUUUAAAUUUCAGAAAUAUUUAAGACAAUUGUAACCCUGUAAAGCUGAUGAGAUAUUAAAACAAGACAAAACACUUCUGACUUUUAACAGAAAA